Molecule: messenger RNA, 1494 nt
Organism: Verticillium nonalfalfae
Lineage: Eukaryota; Fungi; Ascomycota; Sordariomycetes; Glomerellales; Plectosphaerellaceae
Gene: TRM44
Product: tRNA(Ser) Um(44) 2'-O-methyltransferase
Exons: 1
Coding region: 1-1494 (497 amino acids)
Biological process (GO): tRNA methylation
Molecular function (GO): tRNA (uridine) methyltransferase activity
Source: RefSeq, a predicted model, not a curated record
AUGCCCGUUUUCGAACCGGAUGGCUACACUGCCGCCGGUAUAGACUCCCUCUUCAAGGAUGAGUCGGGUGCCUCCUGGGAGCCCGUCUACCAGCAUGACUGCUCCUUCAACACAGACUUCUUCAACGAAGUCAUGAUGAACAUGAUCAAGAACCCCAAUGUCAACACGAAAUGGCUGUUCCGUGCAGACAUCCUGCACGACACGGGCGAUGAUGCAAUCCCGGGAGCGGAGCACCAACCUCAGAUCGUACACCUUGGCGGCUAUCACACAGAACGCGCCCUCGUCCGCCGCCUCGUGCCAAGGAACCCCCGCCGCGACAAUCCUCUCGACCAGACAUGCCUCUUCCUUCAGCAGGUCGACGGUCCCAAGACCCGCACCGUCGUCCUGUACCUCCCGCACGAGUCCUCCGCCGACGACAUGCCCUUCUAUCAUCCCAAGGUCCGCGGCAUCGCCCAGCUCCACGAGUGGGACGCCGACGAGGCCCGCGGUACCAUCUCUAUCCACUACUGGCACUUCCCACCCGGCGAGCACGGCAUCGACCCGGAGACGGACCCCGAGAAGCUGAAGCGCACAGCCCGCAUGCUCCUUUCCGUCCUCCACAAGCACGGCCAGGGACAGGCGGCCGGCUACGUGAAGAAGGUCCACCACGACGUCGUCAUCCCCCAGGCACGCUUCCAGGACCGCUACUCCGCCCUCAAGCUCAAGCACGCCGCCCGUCUCGUGAGCACCUGGGCCGAGGUGACCGACCCCCUGAAGCACGUCUUUGAGGAUCUCGGCAUCGCCGCCUUCCUCAUCGAGCUGUGGGCCGACAUGUACCGAGACCAGCCCUUCCCCGGCUUUGUCGACAUCGGCUGCGGCAACGGCCUGCUCGUGCACAUUCUCCUGCUCGAGGGCUACGCCGGCUGGGGGUUCGACGCGCGGGAGCGCAAGUCGUGGGCCACGUACGGCAAGCCCACGACCACCACGGCCGACGCGCCGCCGGCCGACGUCCUCAAGAGGCUUGUGCUGCUGCCCGACCUCGCGGCCCCCACCGACGACGACGGCAUCGUCGCGGAGGAGGACCGCUUGCUCCUCCACGACGGCACCUUCCCCAAGGGCACCUUCAUCAUCUCGAACCACGCCGACGAGCUGACGCCCUGGACGCCCAUCCUCGCCGCCCUGUCGGCGUCGCCCUUCAUCGCCAUACCGUGCUGCAGCCACGACCUCGGCGGCGCAAAGUACCGCGCCGCGCCGCCGCGCGACAAGACAAAGUCGGCGUCAGCCUUUUCGUCGCUCGUCGACUGGGUGUCGCGGAUUGCCGAGGACUGUGGCUGGAAGGUCGAGACGGAGAUGCUGCGGAUUCCGAGCACGAGGAACACGGCCCUCUUGGGACGAACGAGGACGACGCCGGCGGCGGACAUCGAUGCCAGGCAGAUUGUCGAGAAGUACGGAGGCACGGCGGGUUACUACAAAAACGCCAUCAACCUGACGAGAUCGAAGGCCAGGGGCCACUGA